AAUGUUUGAAAUUUUGAAACUCCUUCAUCUCUUUUAUUUAAUGAAAAUGAAUGCUGUCCACUUUUUUAACUUAGCCCUCCUCACCCUCAAAUCCCUCUAAGCCUCAUUCUCGUUCGUUUGCUUCAGUCCUUCGUCGUCGUCGUGUAUUUUCCUUUGCUCUCCUUUUCUUGUCUCCAUAUUGCCCAAGAUUUAACAGAAACGAAGGGAAAAAAGAAGAAAACAGAUAACAUGGCUAUCACAGGUUCUGGUUCUGGGCAGCCACAGUUCAUUUCGAGCACCGGCAACCGAAGCUCUUCCAAUGCGCCACUCAUUGAGAACUCGGAUACUAAUCAAGUUGUUGUGCCUGAUAGGAGAAGUUGGAAAAAUUUAUUUGCCUACAUGGGACCUGGAUUUCUUGUAUCCAUUGCAUACAUAGACCCAGGGAACUUUGAGACGGAUCUUCAGGCUGGGGCACAAUUUAAAUAUGAGUUACUUUGGAUCAUAUUGGUGGCAUCAUGUGCUGCUCUUGUAAUUCAAUCAAUGGCAGCUAAUCUUGGGGUGGUCACUGGAAAACACUUAGCAGAGCAUUGUAGAAUUGAAUAUCCUCGGGUGCCCAACUUCAUCCUUUGGAUUAUUGCUGAAAUUGCUAUAGUGGCCUGUGACAUUCCUGAAGUAAUUGGGACAGCCUUCGCACUGAACAUGCUCUUCAACAUACCCGUUUGGAUUGGUGUUCUUCUGACAGGACUCAGCACAUUGAUUCUCUUAGCAUUACAGCAAUAUGGGGUUAGGAAACUUGAAUUCUUGAUUGCAUUUCUUGUAUUUACAAUUGCUGCAUGUUUUAUGGCUGAGCUUGGAUAUGCAAAGCCUGAUGCUAAAGAAGUUAUAAAGGGUCUUUUUGUGCCAGAACUAAAAGGAAAUGGUGCAACUGGUCUCGCAAUUUCCCUCCUUGGAGCUAUGGUUAUGCCGCACAAUCUCUUCCUACACUCAGCACUGGUGCUGUCUAGGAAAAUUCCACGAUCCCUUCGAGGAAUCAAGGAGGCUUGUAGAUUUUACAUGAUAGAAAGUGCCUUUGCCCUCAUGGUGGCCUUCCUCAUAAAUGUUUGUGUUAUUUCUGUAAGUGGUGCUGUUUGCAAUUCUUCGAAUUUGAAUGCAGAAGAUCAAAUGAGCUGUCAGAAUUUGGAUCUGAACGAAGCCUCCUUCCUACUUAGAAAUGUCUUGGGGAAAUGGAGUUCAAAACUGUUUGGAAUUGCUUUGCUUGCAUCGGGUCAAAGUUCUACUAUAACAGGAACAUAUGCAGGGCAAUAUGUUAUGCAGGGAUUUCUUGAUUUACGACUGGAGCCAUGGAUUCGGAAUAUGUUAACUCGUUGCUUAGCUAUAGUUCCUAGUUUGAUUGUUGCAGUCAUUGGUGGAUCAGCCGGGGCUGGGAAGCUCAUAAUAAUUGCAUCCAUGAUCUUAUCAUUUGAACUUCCUUUUGCUUUGGUUCCACUCCUCAAGUUUACAAGCUGCAAAACUAAGAUGGGGACACAUGUCAACUCUACCAUGAUUUCAGCUGUUACAUGGAUAAUCGGUACCCUCAUCAUGGCCAUUAACAUAUACUACAUAAUAACUGGCUUCAUCAAGCUGCUUAUUCACAGCCACAUAAAAAUUGUGGGUAAGGUGUUUCUUGGGAUGAUUGGAUUUUCAGGCAUGGCAAUAUAUCUAGCAGGUGUAACAUAUCUAGUGCUACGCAAAAAUACAGAGGCUACACACCUUUUGGCUCUAACAGCACCCGAAAAUCAACAUAUGACAAAUGAACAUGGCAAUGGACCAAUCUAUUCUCUUCCAAGAGAAGACAUAGUAAGCAUGCAAUUGCCUCAAAGAAGUACUCCUGCUGCUGAUCUUGACUGACCAAUAUGUAUCAGUAGAUGAGAAUAGCAAUAUAGACUUAGAUAAACAAAACAAAUAAAUAGCAAUAUUGGACUAGUAGAAGACUAACUUAAGUGUCACUUGAUUAGAAUUGCUAAACCUUUUUGCUUUUGAUGUUAUAACUAUUUCUUGUGUUUCAAAACUUGUGUGGAAGGAAGUGCUUCUGUUCUUUAUA
Messenger RNA from Vigna unguiculata (cowpea), 2059 nucleotides. Its product is annotated as metal transporter Nramp1-like. The record is from RefSeq and is a predicted model, not a curated record. Gene Ontology annotation, cellular component: plasma membrane. Gene Ontology annotation, molecular function: cadmium ion transmembrane transporter activity; manganese ion transmembrane transporter activity. Gene Ontology annotation, biological process: manganese ion transport; iron ion transmembrane transport. NCBI's taxonomy places the organism in Eukaryota, Viridiplantae, Streptophyta, Magnoliopsida, Fabales, Fabaceae.